Molecule: messenger RNA, 384 nt
Organism: Didymodactylos carnosus
Lineage: Eukaryota; Metazoa; Rotifera; Eurotatoria; Philodinida; Philodinidae
Source: the annotation of a GenBank genome assembly
AUGACAUUGGACAAAAUCGAGCUUCGAGUCUUGAUACGCUAUUGUUGGAAGCGACGACUUUCGAACAGAGAUGCUGCGAAAGAGAUUUGUGAUGCUGAAGGCGAAGGAACCGUCCACUACACAACUGUUUCCCGAUGGUACAAACGAUUCGAUCCCGGUGACCUUAAUCUCGAAGAUCAACCACGUUCCGGCCCGCCAUUAACGUUGGACAACGAAGAUCUGCGGGCAGCCUUGGAAGAUGAGCCUGCAUCGAGCAGCCGUGAAUUGGCGUCGGUUCUUGGAGUCUCGUCCCAAUCAGACUGUGCUCAAUCACCUGCAUCGAAUGGAUUUUGUGCACAAGAAGCCUCGUCAGGAUCCACACGAGUUGACCGAAGCGCAAGCUAA